Molecule: messenger RNA, 3075 nt
Organism: Drosophila subobscura
Lineage: Eukaryota; Metazoa; Arthropoda; Insecta; Diptera; Drosophilidae
Product: lysosomal alpha-mannosidase-like
Exons: 4
Coding region: 73-3075 (1000 amino acids)
Biological process (GO): mannose metabolic process
Cellular component (GO): lysosome
Molecular function (GO): alpha-mannosidase activity; carbohydrate binding
Source: RefSeq, a predicted model, not a curated record
UUCUGUUUCUUGCUUCUUAGAGUCCAUUUAUUUUUUCUCUGGUCCCAAAAUUUUUCGUAGUAACUUUUUGGAAUGAAAUAUUUCGGCAGCAUUUUAACAUUUUUCUUACUCUUGGCAAUCGACACAAAACCAACUGCGGCUGUCUGUGGCUAUGAGUCUUGUCCUGAAACAAAACCAAACCUGGUCAACAUUCACUUGGUGCCACACUCCCACGACGAUGUUGGCUGGCUGAAGACGGUGGACCAGUAUUAUUAUGGCCACAAAAACGAUAUUCAGAAUGCUGGUGUCCAGUACAUAAUCGACACAGUCGUCUCGGAGCUGAUCAAGGAUCCCAAGCGUCGCUUCAUUCAGGUGGAGACUGCCUUCUUUGCCAAAUGGUGGCAGGAACAGUCAGAGGCAGUGCAGCAAAGUGUCAAGAAAUUGGUCAACGAAGGUCGCCUGGAGUUCGCUGGUGGAGCUUGGAGCAUGAACGAUGAGGCAGCAGUCAAUUAUCAGAGUGUGAUUGAUCAGUUUACCUUGGGGCUAAAAUGGUUGAAUGAAACUUUUGGAGCCUGUGCCCGUCCCCGCAUUGGCUGGCAGAUCGACCCUUUUGGUCAUUCCCGUGAGCAGGCCUCGAUCUUUGCCCAAAUGGGCUACGAUGGAGAGUUCUUUGGCCGCAUGGAUCACAGGGAUAAGAGCAAACGUAUGGAUAAGUUUGAAUUGGAAAUGAUUUGGAAUGCCAGCGAGUCACUCGAUCAAAUGGAACUUUUCACUGGCAUGCUGUACAACAAGUACUCGCAUGUUCCUGGCUUUUGCUUUGAUUCGCUGUGCAACGACCCACCCAUUAUUGACGACAAGAGCUCUGAAAACAAUGUGGAAGUCAGGGUGCAUGAUUUCAUCAAUUAUGUGCAGCUCCUGGAGACGCACUACCGCUCCAAUCACAUCAUGGUGCCAAUGGGUGAUGAUUUCCAUUAUGCAAAUGCCCAGAAAAACUAUAAAAAUAUGGACAAACUGAUUAAAUAUGUCAAUCAACUUCAGUUCAAGUACCAUGUCUUUUACUCAACCCCAAGCUGCUAUCUGAAUGCCCUUCAUCAGACCCUUGCCACUUGGCCCAACAAGACGCAGGACUUCUUCCCCUAUGCCAGUGACUCCAACAGCUUCUGGACAGGAUACUACACCUCCCGACCCACCCAGAAACGCUUCGAGCGCGAUGGCAACCAUAUGCUGCAGACUGCCAAGCAGCUCAGUGUCUUUGCCGAUCUGAAGAGCGAGCAGCAGAAGGAAGACCUCGAUUACCUUCGCCAGAUAAUGGGAGUAAUGCAGCACCACGAUGCCAUCACCGGAACGGAGAAGCAGGCGGUGUCCAACGACUACGAUCGACUGCUCUACGAUGGCAUUAUCGGAGGAGCCAGCAAUGCUCGGGAUGCUCUGCGAGUGCUGACCAACCUGCCAGAGGGGGAGUUCGAGAGCUGCCUGCAGCUGAACAUCAGCGAAUGCGCCUUCACCCAGGACAGUGCUGACAAUGUGGUGGUGACGCUGUUCAACCCAUUGGCCCACACCUCCUCACAGUAUGUGCGAGUACCCGUGAAGGAGGAGAACUACCAGGUGACCGACGAAAAAGGACGAGUUGUUGCCUCUGAGGUUGUGCCAGUGGCCUGGCCAGUCCUGGCUCUGGAAUACCGCCAGAACACAACUCAGCACGAGCUCGUGUUCAAGGCAUCCGUGAACAAGAUCGCCAGCUACUUCAUCAAGAAGGUCGACAAGGUAGAAAGCAAGGAAAUUGUCAUACCAAUGGCUGACAGAAAGCCUAUGACGCAACUCGAAAAGAACUUGGAAGUGCUUAAGCGAUUCAAGAAAGCCCAUCCCAUGAAGAAUGUGGAGACUCACGCCGAUGAUGAUUCCGAAACUGUGGUCCAGACAUCGCAGAUCAAAUUGGUGAUCGACAAUAAUACGGGUCGCCUGAAGACCGUUGAGAUGAACGGAGUGUCCGAGACUAUUGACCAGAACUUCGCCAUUUAUGAGACUUAUGAAUCCGGCGCUUAUGUCUUCCGUCAGAAGGAAGACGUUGAUCUGAAAUUCUUGGAAGACAAGGUGGAGUUUACAGUUUACGAUGGAGCUCUGGUGAAGGAAGUGCAUCAGCAGUUCAGCGAAUGGAUCUCCCAGGUCAUUCGCAUCUACGAGGGUGUCAACCGUGUGGAGUUCGAGUGGCUCGUCGGGCCAAUUCCAACUGACGAGGAUACCGCCAGGGAAAUUGUGACAGUUUUCGAUAGCGAAAUCUCCUCGAACGGCGUCUUCUACACUGACUCCAAUGGUCGCGAGAUGAUCAAGCGUGUAAAGGAUAAGCGAGAGGACUUUAACCCUGAUCUAGGCAGGCAGCCAAUUAGUGGAAAUUAUUACCCAAUCGUCUCCCGCAUUGCCCUGGAGGACAGCAACAAGCGCAUUGCUCUGCUCAACGAUCGUGCCCAGGGUGGAACGAGCAUGCAAAACGGACGGUUGGAGCUCAUGCUCCAUCGCCGCCUUAUUCGGGAUGAUGGAUAUGGAGUGGGAGAAGCCCUCAACGAGCAGAAGUACGAGAAACCCCUCAUUGCACGCGGAAAGGUCUACCUGAUCCUCAACUCUGUGGAGGAAUCGACCAAGGUGGAGCGAGUGGCCGAGAAGGAGGUUCUUUUGCCCUUUUGGAAGUUUUUCAGCAGUUACAGCAAAGUGAACAGGAAUGCUGCUGCCAAACCAUUGCCCGACUUUAAUGUCUUGCCACAUUCGGUGCAUUUGCUUACCCUGGAACCCUUUUCAGAGCAUGAGGUUCUGCUGCGCCUGGAGAACUUCUUGGAUCACAUGGUUAGCUUCAACAUACGCUCGAUCUUUGAUGACUUGGGCGGUGCGGAGAUCCGGGAGACCACCUUGGAUGGCAACCUGCCACUGAGCGAGAUGAAACGCAUGAAAUUCCAGCACGAUGCUGCUGGCUCUAGGCCCAAAACGGCCGAGUACUUCACAUCGCAGCACAAGCCCUUGGGGGCGCAUAAAUCACGGGCGGACUCCGAGUUCAGUGUCAGCCUGAAGCCCAUGCAAAUUAGAACAUUUAUCAUAAGAAAAGAGUAG